AUGCAAACUCAGCAAACACCUCAACAAAUACCACAACAAAUGCAAACUCAACAAACACCACAACAAAUGCAAACUCAACAAACUCCUCAACAAAUACAACAACAAAUGCAAACUCAACAAACAUCUCAACAAAUACAACAACAAAUACAACAACAAAUGCAAACUCAACAAACACCUCAACAAAUACAACAACAAAUGCAAACUCAACAAACACCUCAACAAGCACCUCAACAAACACCUCAACAAACACCUCAACAAAUGCAAACUCAACAAACACCUCAACAAAUACCACAACAAAUGCAAACUCAACAAACACCUCAGCAAACACCUCAACAAGCACCUCAACAAACACCUCAGCAAACACCUCAACAAGCACCUCAACAAGCACCUCAACAAGCACCUCAACAAAUGCAAACUCAACAAAUACAACAACAAAUGCAAACUCAACAAACACCUCAACAAAUGCAACAAACUCAUCAAGUAGUGCAAUCACAAGCAAUACGACAAACACAACAAAGUCAACAGAUGCUACGAACACCCAUAAUAAAGCAACCAAAUCAAUCACUUCAAAUGCAACAGACAACACCUAGAAUUAACACUGCACAUGGAGUCUUCUCUGAUAAUCUGCGUAGAAGAGCGAAUAUAUCUCCUUUAACGGGAAUGCUAAAUAACUCUCUUGAAUCAUUAAUGGCUGCUUCUAUUAUUACACGUUACAUGCAAGAAGGCACUAUCUAUACAACUACAAAUCCCUCUUAUACAAUGGCAUCAUCUGAUCCAUUUUCAAUUUCAGGCCCAAUGUCUACCUUUUCAUCUGCUGUAUAUAUCCAAAGUGAUCCAUUUGUUUCUUGUUACUUAGGUGGUACUCCAAAUAUGUAUGGAAUGACUAAGUGUAACACUAAUUUAAAUUCUCAAUUUUCAAUGUUUAACUUAGGAUUAGUGCUUCAACAUAUUUUUAGGAGUAACAUUAGGACCCAUUCUGCAAAAAAAAAUAAUAAUCUUCAAUCAAAAAGCAAGAACUUAAGUAUACAAAGAUCUGAAUCAUCAGAUGUAUACUCAUGGCAUUCAUUAUCUGAAUCAUCAGAUGUAUAUUUAUCGUCAAAUAGCGAUAAUGAAGAUUUAAAUAAAGAAGGUACCUUGUGGAGUCGAGGAUCUGAAUCAUCAAGGGAAGUUAUAAGACGUAACAGUUCUGCAUCACUAGAAAAUGAAGGUUUAACACGUCAAAGUUCUGAAUCAUCAGAAACUCAAAUUUCAACGCAUCAACAAUAUAAAUCACAAGAAGGAAGCGCUUUAAGGAAUAAGGAAUCUUCUUUAAAAGAAACAUCAGAUUCAAGGUGCCAAGAACGUGAAUCCUUACAUAAAACAGUCAUCAAACAACAGAAAGCUCAUUCAUUACCAGAAAAAUUCCUAGGGAAUCAAGAAGAUGAAUCAUCACAGAGAAAAGUUUUAAAGCGUCAAGACGCUGAAUCAUCAGAUACAAAAAGUUUAAGGCGCCAAAAUGCGGAAUCAUUAGAAAAAACAACCGUAGGAAGUUCAAAUAGUGAACCAUCAAAAACGCAAAAUAUUAAGCAUCAAAAGACUUACUGA
Molecule: messenger RNA, 1584 nt
Organism: Plasmodium relictum
Lineage: Eukaryota; Apicomplexa; Aconoidasida; Haemosporida; Plasmodiidae
Exons: 2
Coding region: 1-1584 (527 amino acids)
Source: RefSeq, a predicted model, not a curated record